Messenger RNA from Porites evermanni, 3649 nucleotides. The record is from the annotation of a GenBank genome assembly. Lineage: Eukaryota; Metazoa; Cnidaria; Anthozoa; Scleractinia; Poritidae.
GUCAUAUCCGCAGAAAAGGUUUUCCUUUUUAAUUGUGACAAUACUUACAAUUUAGAAAUAGUAGAGAGGUUUUUGCUUGAAGUAGAGGAGAAAUAUGGCUUCAAAUUCUCAGUUGAUCGUCUUUAUUUUGGUCUGCAACGAAUGGCUGAGGUGUGCGACAGGAUUAUACCUACACUGGAUAUGGACGUCGCUGUCUUUGUUGUCCACGCGAACGAAUCUCGUCUCUUUAUCAACGAAGACAACGCUGGGAUUGGUUUCGCGAGAGUCUAUCCAGCUUUGCUUAAAAAAACAGGUGGGCUUCAGCUAUCUCUUAAUGGCUCGCUUUCCAUUGCAUGAUUUGGUUUAAGGCAGUUUUAGAUACGCACACUGGAGAUUGGUGAUAUACUUAGCUUGCCUUCCACUGACUCGGUACAUAAGUUUUAAAAACGCACGCACAUGGUUGGUAAUUUUACUAAUACAUAUCCAGUUUAAAACGUAAGACACGGCAAUAUAAAACUUGUUCGACGGAUGCUUUGAUAGUUCACGCACAGAAUGAGAUGUUGAUACAACUGCAGAAGAAACCGUUCUCAACCGUAAGUCCCGUGACCCCUUCUUUUUAUUCCAAUAAUCUAUACUGUGAAGGCUUAAUUAGUUAAUAAAACGCUUUCAAAGUCCUUUUUAUAAUAUAAGAUAUGGUCAGGAUGGAAAAUAGUUAAUCGAUUAGGAAGGUAAAGACGUAAAAACUCCUGAAGCACUUUCGAUUUUAAGGGCAUCAGUUCAUAUGACACGCAGAUUCUAAACUAAUGAAGAAAAGUGUCCUGGAGAGCUCCAUACAAUUCCUCGUAAUUUUAGUAUAAGGAAUUGUAUGGAGCCUUCCAGGAGACUUUUCUUCAUUAGUUUAGGCGCGGCGGAUUUUGUCACGUAUGAUCAACGCGAGGAGUUUUUCCCGACCCUCUUCUGUCAGGCAAAUGGAAUCAACAACAAGUUUAUUCAGUAUUACCAUUUUGUACAGGUGUUACCACAGGUGGCCCAAGCUCGGUGCAUAAAUUACCGCGAGUUUCGAUACUGUUUUGCAUAUUACGAACGAUUUGAAGAAUUUGUAUGAGAAAUUCAUUAUAGCUGUAGAAAUACAGGCAUGAAUAUAGAAAUAAAUUGUACUUUCGUAAACUUGGGCCUGUUGUUGCCUUUUCGGUGUAACCUGGGCUCAAUUCAUGGGAGUUUUAUACGGUUUUACGGCACGUUGUUUAUUCGGUGUUGUUUUCCUACGUAAAGCGAAGCAAAGCAGGUGACUGCACAGGUGGCUCAAGCUCGGUGCAUAAAUUACCGCGAGUUUCGAUACUGUUUUGCAUAUUACGGACGAUUUGAAGAAUUUGUAUGAGAAAUUCAGUAUAUCUGUUAAAACGUAGAAAUGUGGGCAUAAAUAUAGAAAUAAAUUGUACUUUCGUAAACUUGGGCCUGUUGUUGCUUUUUCUGUGCAAUCUGGGCUCAAUUCAUGGCCGUUUUAUACGGUUUUACGGCACGUUGUUUAUUCGGUGUUGUUUUCCUAUUUAAAUCGGAGCAAGGCAGGUGAGUGCGUGCAGUCUUGACUCGCAAAUCUCUCCCACACCGAUGAACGGCGCACUGAUUCGCCAUUGAAGCGUCAGUUCUUUAAGGUCGCUUAAGUCUAUCAUCUAUUCGCCUCUUCAAGGGUAUCGUGAUGCGUUAUUUGAAGAAAUAAUUUUGGAAAGCUUUCGGUUCUGGGCAAUCUGGCGUUCGCUCAGGUAACUCGAUGACUACGUGUUGCGCGGUGAACGCGAACAUGGACUCAGGGGAUUCCGGUAAUCAAUAUUGCAUGACAAAACAUGGAUCUUCCUACCCUCAGAUAGUCUACUGAUUGCGCGUGAGCGGUGUUUGGAAUUAUCCAAUUACAUGAGCGAAUAUAAAAUGUUCGCCUUCCUUUUUUUUUUUUUUAGAUGAGAACGUGCUAAUCGUGAUAGGCGGAGACAGUAACUACAGAGAUGAAAACGAAGAAGUACGGUUUGUCAUCUCGCGCUGGGCGAGAAAGAAGGUGGCUUCUCAGUGCAGUGCAGAGUAUCUGGAUGGAAGGCAAAGCUUUAUCUUCUCUUGGGAUAAAAAACACCGAAUGAUUCACGAGGAAGCAAUGCGGCAUUUCCUUGAUCAGGGCAAAAGGGGAUCCAAGUUUGAAUACACACUACCCAGGCCCUUGCCAAAGCCCAUACCGCCUGUGAUCCCUCAGCACCUGUCGAAGCCGAAAACAACUGUGGCCACCUUUGCAGGUAGGAAUGUGAGGCAAGAGGUAAGAGCUAUAGUCUUCACUCUUUAUGCCCGGGAACUUACUGGAAGAUCCCGGUUUUAAGCCCUGGGCUUUUUCAAUUUGGAAAAGAGUAUUGGAUGGGCUUAUGAUAAGAGGAGGCUUAAUAACGUAAUAAUUCCAAGCCACACCCUCUUCCGACACCAACAGCCCCUAACCGCAUCAUUGCAUCGAGAUACUCUUUCAAUAGCCAAUCAGCUUGAAACGACAAAUGGAAGUUAGCAUGACCUUUAAAAAUAGUAAUGGCUAAGUGAGUAUUACCCAAAAAUACACACUGAUAAUGAUAACGCUGGCCUUUCCGGCCUUCUUCAUGUCUAGUCCUUCUUUUCUGGCCGCACCUUUCCCUGAUCCGGCUUAAGUGUAAGAAGAUCGAAUUUAGUUUGUAAAGUUUUCACCAAAAAACUUUAACUAAAAUGAAUUUAUUUUAUUACUUUUAACUUAUGUUGUUUUUCCAUCCUUCGGAUAGUCGUCUUUGGUGGAAAGUAACACAGAAAUCCUUAUCCAAGACAACGAACAAGAUACUUACCGAGGUGAAAAUCUUUCGCUUGUUAUAAUUAAUGAUUUAGGGGAAUAAGUUUGGCUAAGGACCGUUGAACCUCGUAUCAUGUGCCCUUGUCGAUGUAUCCAGUUAUUUUAUGAUUGUAUGUACAGUAUAGUACUGAGUAAGUAGUAAAAGCCUCACACUUUUAAUUGUGUCUUGCUUUCUCGGUUCAAGGAAACAUAAAAAACAUAUUAAGUUUAUUUGUAGUAUGAAAACCAACAAGGCUAUUCAAAAUCGCCCUUAAUAAAUGGACUGAAGCUUGAAAAAUAAAAGAUGCUCAGUAAUUUUAAUCUAUCUGCACAAAGCGGAAGGGCCGGUCCCCGUGAGAGAAUGACGUCAAUGACUGGGACAAUCGCAGUUAUCGAUGAUCAGCGUAAGCAGGCUAUCAGUUGCGCUGUUUCAUCAGCAGAUUAUUCAUAAAUGGAACGACAAAAUCAGGGCUCGAAAAAAACUUUAAUUCAAGCUAGUAGUUCGGCAAGCUGAUUUCACACUUUGCUGCCCAGGGCUACUUCUUGCUCCUCUGAGUUAUUGAUUUUGUCACGGGAUGACUUGCCUGGACCCCUCCUUAUUGGACAAGGACGCUUUUAAUGUUACUUGCCCAGCAAGUCCUGAUAAUUUAGUGAUUAAAAGAUAAAUCCUUAAGUGUACGUGUUUUUUAUAUUGUAGCGAUAAGUUCGGUUAUUAGUGGGAGAUCAGCUGGUGUCGAGGUAGAAACCGUUUUUCUGGAAACAAAAGUACGUUAUGGAGAGAUUUCGUACAACACCAAGGACGUCCUACAGCGUAAAAGUGGGUGGCGACCUUCAGAGAGACAGGUGUCG